UCACGAGGUAGCCUCCCCGCCUCUCCAAAGGACUUUGGCAGCGGGGGAAGCGUUGUGUUUGUUCGGGCCGGAGGAACCUGAAGGCGGUGCCUGGAAGCAGCUGGGAGCGGCACCAGGGCAGGAAGCGCCCCACUGCACGCUUACAAAGAGCGGCAACAGCUGUCUAGCUAGGGCGGCACAGGACCCCGGGAAAGCGUCACAGGAGCAACCGCCGUUCAUCUACUACAUACAUCCACGGGCCGGUUUGCUGUGCGGAGAGGUUCUGGAUCCCGCAGAGCUCAGUGGUUUUAAGAACUCCGCCGCUGCAGGUUUGCAUUGCCCAGAUUUGGCUCUCAUAUUCGCUCCGACAGUAUAUUCAGUUUAAAUGCUCUUCUAUAUCUGAUUCAGCCGCUUAAAGAAUGGGACAAACUUAUUUAUCGAAAACCAAGACUAUAGGCUGGAAUCCAAUAUAUGCUUAUUAUCUGGAAAUUCCUUUUCUGAAAAUGAAUGUUGCAUUUGAGGAGGUUUCCUUUUCAGAGGUGUCCAUUGUCUUGUUUACUGUGAUAACUGUUUUGAUUUCUAUAUGGAUGUUAAUGGUGAGCAUGAGAAGGAAACAACCACUUCCACCAGGACCUUGGUCACUUCCAGUUGUGGGGAACCUUCUCCAGCUUGGAGAGUAUCCUUAUGUUUCAUUUCAUCACAUGAGGAAGAAGUAUGGAGACGUGUUUCAGAUAAAGCUUGGCAUGGUCCCUGUUGUGGUGGUGAACGGCAUGGAGGCAAUCAAGCAGGUGCUGCUGAGAGACGGGGAGAGUUUUGCUGGCCGACCAGACAUGCAUACUUUUUCUUUCUUUGCCAAUGGCGAAAGCAUGUCAUUUUCUGUCAAGUAUGGUGAGAGUUGGAAGCUUCAGAAGAAAAUCGCCAGCAAAGCUUUGAGAUCUUUUGCCAAAUCAGAAGCCAACUCCUCCUCUUGCUCUUGUCUGCUGGAAGAGCAUGUCUGUGCUGAAGCUUCAGAGCUGGUGAAAACCUUCAUGGAGCUCUCAGUAAAGGAAGGCAGUUUUGAGUCUUUUGACCCCAGUGCCAUUAUCACCUGCGCUGUCGCUAACAUUGUCUGUGCCCUCUGCUUCGGCAAGAGAUAUGACCACAAUGAUGAAGAGUUUCUUGGCGUGAUUAAGAUAAAUCAUGAUUUUGUGGAAGCUUCAGGGGUCUUCAACCCUGCUGACUUUAUACCAUGUCUUCGAUAUCUUCCACUUCCUGCUGCACAGGCCGCUCGUGAGUUUUAUGGGAAGUUUAAUAACUUUGUUGCUCGAUGUGUAGAGGACCAUUAUACUACAUAUGAUGAGAAUCAUCUCAGAGACAUUACUGAUGCUCUGAUUAAUGUAAGCAAUGAAAAAAAAGCUGAUGGGAAAGCUGCAGCCUUAUCUAAUGAGAAAAUAAUAAUUACUGUUAAUGACAUCUUUGGUGCUGGCUUUGGUACUGUAUCAUCAUGUUUGCAGUGGAUGUUUCUGUACUUGAUAAGCAACCCAGAAAUUCAAACAAAAAUUCAGGAAGAAAUUGAUGGAAAGAUUGGACUAAAACCACCAAGGUUUGGUGAUCGAAAAGAUCUGCAUUACACAGAAGCCUUCAUCAGUGAAAUAUUUCGGCACACCUCCUUUAUACCCUUCACCAUUCCUCAUUGCACCACCAAAGAUACCACUCUCAAUGGGUAUUUUAUUCCCCAGAACACUUGUAUCUUCAUUAAUCUGUAUCAAGUAAAUCAUGAUGAAACCUUGUGGGAGGACCCUUACUUGUUCAAACCAAGCCGAUUUUUGGAUGAAAAUGGAGAAUUCAACAAGAGCUUGGCUGAGAAAGUCUUGAUCUUCGGAAUGGGGAUACGAAAAUGUUUGGGAGAAGAAGUAGCUCGCAAUGAGGUUUUUGUUAUAAUUACCACUGUCUUGCAACAGCUGAGGCUGGAAAGUCUUCCUGAAGAUAAACUAGAUCUAAGUCCAAUAUAUGGACUGUCUCUGGCACCUAAACCAUACCGAAUUCAUGCAGUAUCACGCACUUAAGUUGAACACACCUGUGUUGAGGGAAAAGCUGCAUUUUAAAACCCCAAUGAUCAUGCAGAAUAAUAUAAUAUAACACAAACCAUUGACUUUGUGAACCUCUAAACCAGUGGUUCCCGACCUGGAGGCCUCCAGAUGUUGCUGAAUUACAACUCCCAUUAGCUCCAGCUACAAUUUAUUGAGACCUCAGGUUGGGAACCUCUGCUCUAGUCAAUGUAUAUGCACUAUUAGCCAUGCUGUAUUAUUAAUUAUUUUAUAUCAUCAUCACCACCACCACCACCAGCCUGGCUUCAGCACUAAUAAUGUGAGAUUAGCUACAGUAUAUGUAACUUUUAACCCAGGCUUGUCAUUCACAGGCUUGUCAUUUACAAGUUGCUCAUGUACCUGUAAGUUUUGCCCUACAGAGCAGAUGGCAAUUUUGGGGGCUGUGGGGGACAGCAAGCAGGGUGGAUAAAAAUCUAUGAUUUUUUAAAAAAUAAAAAAUAAAAAUAAAUCAAUUUUUUUUAUUUAAAUCGGAUUUUUUAAAAUAAAAUGCUUUAUGAGGAAAAAAUCCAUCUAAAGAUAGUUUUCUAUUUAAGAUACAUUAUAGUCCAAAGGUUAUUCAUCAUGAAAUAAGGAUUAGUUUUUAAUUAUGUAGCAUGAGGCUGUAUAUAUGCAAUAUUUAAUUUUUUUGGUAAAUGAAUUCCAUUAAUCCGUUCACAAUGUCAUGCUCUUCCAGAGGUUUCUGUAAGAUUAUUUUGGGCAAUUUUUCUAUCUAGAAGAUAUUAUCACAGAUGCUUGGUUUUGCAGUUCUCAAAUCUGUGAUUUUGUGUCUGCAGAAAUAACAUGCCUCUUCUUCACAGCAAAAAUGUUAUAAAAUAAACAUACAGAGUUGAGAAAAAGA
Molecule: messenger RNA, 2904 nt
Organism: Hemicordylus capensis (graceful crag lizard)
Lineage: Eukaryota; Metazoa; Chordata; Lepidosauria; Squamata; Cordylidae
Product: cytochrome P450 1A1-like
Exons: 7
Coding region: 399-2024 (541 amino acids)
Biological process (GO): progesterone metabolic process; hormone biosynthetic process
Molecular function (GO): oxidoreductase activity, acting on paired donors, with incorporation or reduction of molecular oxygen, reduced flavin or flavoprotein as one donor, and incorporation of one atom of oxygen; iron ion binding; steroid 17-alpha-monooxygenase activity
Source: RefSeq, a predicted model, not a curated record